Molecule: messenger RNA, 2123 nt
Organism: Mus caroli (Ryukyu mouse)
Lineage: Eukaryota; Metazoa; Chordata; Mammalia; Rodentia; Muridae
Gene: Exog
Product: exo/endonuclease G
Biological process (GO): apoptotic DNA fragmentation
Cellular component (GO): nucleus; mitochondrial inner membrane
Molecular function (GO): RNA endonuclease activity; nucleic acid binding; single-stranded DNA endonuclease activity
Source: RefSeq, a predicted model, not a curated record
AAGUGCUGGCGCCCGCGAGUCAUGGCUGCAAAGAGCUUCGCUUCCCGUCUCAGGACCUCGCGGCGGUUUCUGAAUGGCUUCUUGGCCGGGGCUGUAGUGGGCGCCGCGGGAGCGGGGCUGACGGCGCUGCAGUUCCUCCGGCGUCCGGACGCGGGAUCCGCGAAGCUGGCGAGGCAGCCACACGAAUCUGCAGAAGAAGCUGUCUUGGAACAGUUUGGGUUUCCUUUAGCUGGAACAGAGACCAGGCGUUACACUAACCAUGCCUUGUCUUACGAUCAGGCAAAACGGGUGCCCAGAUGGGUUCUUGAACAUAUAUCCAAGGACAAGAUCAUCGGUGACGCUGACAGAAAGCAUUGUAAAUUCAAGCCGGAUCCUUCUGUCCCUUCAGCCUUCAGCGCCCUCAAUGAAGACUAUAUCGGAAGCGGCUGGUCACGAGGCCACAUGGCCCCGGCAGGAAAUAACAAGUUUUCCAGUGAAGCCAUGGCAGAAACCUUUUACCUUUCUAAUAUCGUGCCUCAGAAUUUUGAUAAUAACUCCGGCUACUGGAACAGAAUAGAAAUGUAUUGUCGUGAGCUGACGGAGAGAUUUGAAGAUGUGUGGAUAGUAUCAGGACCUUUAACCUUGCCUCAUACUAGGAAUGAUGGAACGAAAACAGUUAGUUACCAGGUGAUUGGUGAGGACAACGUGGCCGUUCCCUCGCACCUUUACAAGGUGAUCCUGGCUCGCAGAAGCCCGGAAUCUACGGAGCCGCUGGCGCUGGGGGCCUUUGUGGUGCCAAAUAAAGCCAUUGGGUUCCAGUCCCAGUUAUCCGAGUUCCAGGUGAGCCUCCAUGACCUGGAGAAGAUGUCAGGUCUGGUGUUUUUCCCCCGUCUGGAUAGAAGCAGGGACAUCCGGAAUAUUUGCUCUGUGGACACCUGCAAGCUCCUGGGUUUCCAGGAAUUCACUCUGUACCUGAGCACGAGGAAGAUUGACGGAGCCCGGUCUGUGGCCAGACUGGAGAAGGUUCUGGAAGCUUUGAAGAGCUCAGGGGUGGAACCUGACGGUUACUUCCUGAGUCGCUAUGAGAAAAAGCUGGAGGAACUGAAGGCUAAGGAGCAAAAGGACGCCCAGCUGGAAAAGCAGUCCUAGUGUCUGUCUGGGUGUGCACUGAGCACCUGUGACCAACAGGUUUAUUUUCAAGAAAUGAUGGAAUUCUGACCAAAAUCCUCCAAAGACUCGGGACUCAAAACUCAGUGUCGUUGUCCUUCGCUGGGAUCCGAGGUGGCCGAGAUGGUUUUAAAACUCUGCUCUCACGUGCUGCUUCCCUCAUGACCCUGAAGUCCUCCCAUCUGUCUGUGUUGGAGGAUCCAAUGACUGUUCGUCCUCUGUGCAAACCCUGCUAUCCCGUCUUACCUGCGGGGAAGCUGAGGCUCAGAGAACUCUGUAUCUUUACCAUUGGUAUUCAACAGAAGUCAUCCAGGGUGCCUCAGAGUCCAGACAGAGUUAGAUGGGUGUAACUCAGUCCGUACCUGGUCCCUGCAUCCAGGGCUGUUUCUGGUACUACAGCCCUCCUGGUGAGAAGGGUGUAUCUCUUCUCACAUCAUUUCUGUGGGAAGAAAUGUGGGUCUUGGAAAGAUUAGGUACCUUGUGGGUUUAACCAGAGACUGUGGUUCCCUCCGCGGAUCACACGGUGCCAGAUAAGUAUGUUUCUUGCCUCACUGGCUCCUAAAGGAGCCCAAGAAAGGUGUGUGCCAAGAGUCGCCGGGUACCUCUGGUCCUGCUGUCUGCUGGACCAGCACACCACAGGUAGGUAUAGCCUGGGCCCAAGGUCCAAACCAGCUCAUUGCCUGGGGAAAGAACAGCUGCUUUCUGUGCCGACCUCCAGACUGGUUUAUUCAGAUCUUGAGCUGUCCUGAGUACAUGCGCAUAGCCCAGUAGCUUCUGGGCAAAAGGACUUGUCUGAAUCUGCCACUCUGCCACUGUCCUCCAAGCAGUACGAGAGUGAUCUUUGUGGCAUUGUGUUUGCCUCUGAUAGAAAUGCACGACUUUACAAUAAAGACAAGAAGGCUCUGGCUGAGCCGGGCAGUGGUGGUGCACGCCUUUAGUCCCAGCCCUUGGAAGGCAGAGGCAGGCGGAUUUCUGAG